Phragmites australis (common reed) is the source of this 1468-nucleotide messenger RNA. RefSeq names its product UMP-CMP kinase 2-like. Bases 383 to 1141 code for a protein of 252 amino acids. Gene Ontology annotation, biological process: UDP biosynthetic process; CDP biosynthetic process; 'de novo' pyrimidine nucleobase biosynthetic process. Lineage: Eukaryota; Viridiplantae; Streptophyta; Magnoliopsida; Poales; Poaceae. Gene Ontology annotation, cellular component: nucleus; cytoplasm. The record is from RefSeq and is a predicted model, not a curated record. Gene Ontology annotation, molecular function: UMP kinase activity; ATP binding. The transcript is spliced from 9 exons.
UGGUUAAUUUGGGGGCUUUGUGUCUCUUGUAAUCAGCUGCCAUUGCUGGUUUAAUUUUGGUACAUGGAUUGGAGGAUGGUGCUCUCGCUGCAGCUCCCAGUCCAGUGUUGGGUAAGUGCUACGAUGGGGCUGCAUUGGGAAUGAGUGUUGGGCCUUCUUGUAAAAGCCCAAUCGUGAGCCCUCUUCCUCUUCUUCUCGUCCUCCGGCGCCGGCGGGCGGAGUGGAGACCUCAUCGCAUCGGCAUCGCCGCCUUCUCUUUCCCAGCCUCCCGCCCAACCCCAUCUCCACCGCCGGUGCUAGGUAGGGACCACAUCACCAGCCCCGGCCAGCACUGACGGUUAUCGGUGGGUGGGUAGGGAAGAGAAGCUCGAGCCCGCGUGGGAUGUGGCGAAGGCGAUUGGGCGCUCUCCUUCUCCGAUCCCCGCCCUCUUGCCACUGGCGGCUCGUCCCCAGCGAGGAACCUCUACCUCUUGCUCUGAAUAAUCAUCUAGUCAACCUCUUCACAUCUCAGGCUGGGAGUGAGGGUGGCCAUAACGAGAAGCCGUUUAUUGCUUUCGUCUUAGGUGGUCCUGGGAGUGGCAAAGGAACACAAUGUACCAAGAUUGCUUCGAAUUUCGGAUUUGCCCAUUUGAGCGCUGGCGAUCUGCUACGGCAUGAAAUAUCAUCUGGCAGUGAGAAAGGGGAGUUGAUAUUAGAGAUAAUAAAGGAAGGGAGGAUUGUCCCAUCAGAGAUAACCGUCGAACUGAUCAGAAAAGCAAUGGAAAUGAGCAAUGCUAGAAAGGUUCUUAUUGAUGGUUUCCCAAGGUGUGAGGAAAACAGAAUCUCCUUUGAAAGAAUUAUUGGUACAGAACCAGACAUUGUGGUUUUCUUUGACUGUUAUGAGGAUGAGAUGGUUAAACGCCUCCUAAGCCGUAACCAGGGACGGGUUGAUGAUAACAUUGAGACAAUCAAGAAGCGUCUAAAAGUGUUUGAGAGCUUGAAUAUUCCUGUUGUUGACUAUUACUCUUCUAGGGGAAAAGUUCACAAGAUAAAUGCAACAGGAACUGCAGAUGAGAUCUUUGAAGCAGUCCGCAAGCUGUUUUCUUCCUUAAGAAAAAGAGACCAUAGAUUUGGUGGGUCUCAUUAUAUGCGCUUGAGUUAGCAAACCGUGUGUGGUGUUCCUGGAGGAGCUUCAUUCUUGCAUUAUCUGAUUGCUUGCAGAUUAUUCUCUAAUAGCACCAAAUUGGCUUUGUAUGUUGUCAGUUGUCAUAUGUGAUACUGAGUUGUCUUUUAGCAACAAUUUGAGUAUUUGACACUUCAAAAGCUUGCCGUUGUAGCUAGGGUGGACCAUGAGCUAAGAAAAACAUUAUUGCUUGUAAGAUCUUGACUAUUGUGAUUAUGUGCCUUUUGUGUUGAUGGUUCACAACAAAGAAAGACACAUUCACAAGCAAUACGAACAUAUACCAUUUUUCUUUUGGCGUUGAUGGCA